Gryllus bimaculatus (two-spotted cricket) is the source of this 627-nucleotide messenger RNA. NCBI's taxonomy places the organism in Eukaryota, Metazoa, Arthropoda, Insecta, Orthoptera, Gryllidae. The record is from the annotation of a GenBank genome assembly.
AUGACGUCAGCGGCGCGAGGCGUGGCGCGGCGAGGCGCGGGGCGAUGGCGCGGGGCGGGGCGGGGCGAGGCGAGGCGAGGUGAGACGAGGCGAGACGUGCGUGGCGGGGCUUCGCGGGGCGGGAACGCGGGGCGGCGCGAGCGCGUCCGAAGCCGGGCGUUCGUUCAGUCCGCUGCCAUCAGCCAGAGCGCGCGAACGUCGGCAGCCAGCAACGCACCCACGCUCCGCAGUCCAGUGUCGACCCGAGGAAGCUCUUUCAGCCACAUUGACAUAAAGAAAAAUCCCCCAAACGCACGACUGGCGUUCAAACGGUCGAACGCUUGGCCCGGGCGCGGCGCGGCGCGGCGCGGCACGGCGCGUCGGUUUGAGAGAGCGGGAAACCUGCUCCAGCGAGGCGGCGCGGCGCAGCGCGGCCACGCGGUCCUUGCCCCGCGCCCGCAACAAGGCCUAGCAGAGUCUGGUGCUGAGAUUAGGACAUGUUGUUUUGACACAGGUGACCCGCAGCUAGCUGUGAAUCGUUGCGUGUUGGAGCUCACCAAGUAUUUUAAUUCAAUAGGCAAAGAGUGCAAACGAAGGCACGAGGUACGGCUGCAGUUGGAGGAAGCAAAGAGGGAAAAAAAUGAAUGA